Molecule: messenger RNA, 1737 nt
Organism: Lodderomyces beijingensis
Lineage: Eukaryota; Fungi; Ascomycota; Pichiomycetes; Serinales; Debaryomycetaceae
Source: the annotation of a GenBank genome assembly
AUGGACUCAAGCACACAGAAAGCGAACUUUUACCAGAAUUCCAAUGACUCGCGGUUUUCGCAGGUUAGCAAUGGCGAAGUGCAAGCCCAGAACCAAGUGGCUGCUGUCGACUUCAACAAUCUAAGGAAACUUUCUACCAGCAACUCUCAUAGUUCCGAGGGCAGUGCGCGGACGGCAAAGACAAAGCCUUUGUCUAAACUAUUCACGAGGACAAAGCCAUCGGCCAAACCCAGCCAGGAUCUCACUUUGAACGCUGAUGAGACAGAGACGAGUGGAUACUCCACGGAUUCCAAGUUUGUCCAGGAACCCGAGGAGCUAUCAAAGAGGAAAAAAUUGCUAAAGUUGUCCAAUAAGCUCACCACCUCUGCUAAGCUGAGCUUGGAAUUGGCUCCAUCUGGCAAUGCAGAGUUUGGUACAGCAAACUCAUCUUUGGCUAAACCAAAGAAGAACAGCCGAGCAAUGUCGGUGAGCUCUCCCGUCUCGACCUUCCACAACUUUUUCCACAAACCGCUAACAAGCUCGCAACAAGUUCGCGUUGAAGAAAAGGGACGCAAGGACUCACUGCAAACAUCCCCUUCCAAAGCCACUAUUGUGCUCUCUUCCAGCAACUCAAAUUCCAUCAUUGUUGACUCGAGGGUCGCGAGUUACCUCAAGUUUACUCAUGCCGGGCACGCUAACGAUGAUGCCGAUAAUGCGUUUGACCACAGCGCGCUCUUGGAACUUCAAAGGAAAAUGUUCACCCCUGCAGACCUGUACAUCCAAAACAAGAUUAGCAAACACCACCACAGUGAGGUCGGCUUGGGAAUAAGCGGGUCUCUUGAUCGGGAAAGUGUUAAUUUAGAUGCCCGGUUUGAUGAGUUUCACCAAAAGCUUGCUGAAAUUUUGAAAUGUGUUUUUGUUCCAUCUCUCCAAAAGUCAAGAAAGGAUUGUCUGCCGACGUUGGUGCUUGGGGGAACGAUAGAUCACGUGGGAAACUCCAUCAAAAGCAACUUCAUCGAAGUGGUAACCAAACUGACCAGGGCUCAAGCGGGCGAAAAACAUCAUCGCUCACGAAAAUCAAGUAAAACUGCUCCAAAGGGCUAUCCUCAUACACCUCAGGAAUCCAAGUUUGAAGACUCUCAAGAAAUUGAUGCCUAUCUUUUUCGCUCUUUUGUGCAGGACUUGAGCUUGACGUUUAUGAAAUUCUUGCUCGCUAUGAAAACAGACAUCGAGCAUUUUUUGGUCUCAGAGGAUAAGCCACGCACGAGCACCAGUACACGAGCUGUCAAAGACCUGGAUUGGCAACAGCAGUGGAAGCUUAUUUUGCGUUGCUGGUCUUUUUUCAAUUUGAAGGUCAGAUUUUUGGUGUCGGUAAUUUUCGAGCCGCUAAAGGUGUACCUCGUUCAAGAGAUACACAGCAUCAUUGAUGUUGAAGUGCUUGACGUGGAGCUGCUUUUGAUACGAGCAUUUGACAGAAGCAUUGUCCGCCCCUUCUUACUAACAAGGGUGGCCACUCCGAUAUCAUUUCCUAGCGACGAUGCGCAGCGAUAUAAAAUUGAUCUCAGUGAGGAUGAGGAAAAGUAUAUUGGCCUGCACGGUCACGUGCGUGAGGAGUUACUACGCUGCUUUGGUACAAUUCAAAGCAAAAGCGACCCAGCAGCUCCAAAAUCAGACGGUGACUAUGAUUAUUCCAACCAUGUCUUGACUUUAUGCAUUGAGAUGAUUCUUAAGCUUUCAGAUUCAUCUACCGUCGUCUGA